This is a messenger RNA of Artibeus jamaicensis (Jamaican fruit-eating bat), 1254 nucleotides long. RefSeq names its product TCF3 fusion partner (gene TFPT). The transcript is spliced from 7 exons. Gene Ontology annotation, molecular function: DNA binding. Gene Ontology annotation, cellular component: Ino80 complex. Lineage: Eukaryota; Metazoa; Chordata; Mammalia; Chiroptera; Phyllostomidae. The record is from RefSeq and is a predicted model, not a curated record. Gene Ontology annotation, biological process: apoptotic process; positive regulation of apoptotic process; apoptotic signaling pathway. The coding region runs from base 377 to 1225 and encodes 282 amino acids.
CUAGGCGGAGAAAGGGUGAGCGAGAAGUAAGGCGGGGGACAACGCCGGCUCACGGUCCCCUCCGAGGACUGAGCCUCUAAGCGGAGAAUCGCCGUGAUUAGACGAUACAGCGUCAAGACGAGAAGAAAGACGGAGGCAGCCCAGACGACUGGUGGAGGGGUUAGACGAGAGAGGCCUUUCAGCCGGGACUCAGGGGUCGGAUGGGUGGGUGGUUAGGAAGGGAAGCCGGAAAUUGGGGACUACAACUCCCAGGAGGCCAAGCUUCACGGAAGCUUGGCCGUGAAGCCCGAUGGGACCGGUAGUUUUGCGAACGACUUAACCUAGCGAUUUGAGAGGUUGGAGUUCUGAGUCCUGGGGCGGCGAGAGCAAGGGCGAAAUGGAGCUGGAGCAGAGAGAAGGGACCAUGGGCUUUGAAGAGUUCUCAGCGCCGCCAGGCUCGGAGCUGGCGCUGCCUCCGCUGUUUGGUGGUCACAUCCUGGAGAGUGAGCUUGAGACAGAAGUGGAGUUUGUGUCUGGGGGUCUGGGCAACUCGAGCCUCCAGGAGCGAGAUGAAGAGGAAGAGGCAGCCCGGGGCCAGCAACGGCGCCAACGUGAACUCAACCGCAGGAAGUACCAGGCGCUAGGUCGGCGCUGCAGGGAGAUCGAGCAGGUAGGAGCUUCCCUGACAGCCCAGCUCAGUUCGCUGAUGCCUCACAGCUGCUUCUCUGCUCCCCACCGAUCACAGGUCAAAGCUCCAGCUCUUCAGGUGAACGAGCGGGUCCUGAACAGGCUCCAUCAGGUACAGAGGAUAACGCGGAGGCUUCAGCAGGAGCGGAGGUUCCUCAUGAGAGUGCUGGACUCCUACGGCGAUGACUACCGUGCCGGCCAGUUCACCAUCAUGCUGGAGGACGAGGGCAGCCAGGGCACAGAUGCCCCCACCCCAGGCAAUGCUGAGAAUGAGCCUCCAGAGAAAGAGGGGCUGUCUCCGCCCAGAAGGACACCAGCACCCCCAGAACCCAGCAGUCCGGCCCCUGGUGAGGGGCCCAGUGGGCGGAAGAGGCGGCGAGCGCCCCGGGAAGGACGUCGAACGGGAGUCCCACUGACUCCAGAACUGGCCCCUGUGCAGAUAAAGGUCGAGGAAGACUUCAGCUUUGAAGCAGAUGAGGGCCUGGACUCAAGCUGGGUUUCCCGGGGGCCAGACAAACUACUGCCCUACCCCACCCUAGCCAGUCCCCCCUUUGACUGAACCCCUCCCAAUACAGACUCCAUACUCUC